AUGUGGAUGUUGGUAAAUGCACCGAAGCACACUUGCGCUACUUUUAUGAUCAUCGCGCAGACGCAUGUCGCCUGUUUUAUUAUAGCGGUUGUGGUGGGAACGAAAACAAUUUUGCUAGCGAAACCGAAUGCCGACAGCGGUGCAAAAGCGCAGGAUGUGCCACCUCCAGGCAACUGCCCUUAUGGACAGCGUCCACUUGGUGAUAAUGCACCAGUUCUAUGCGGCAACGAGACCGAAUCGUUUGAAUGCCCAGUCGGCUAUUAUUGUCGAAUGGGGCCGCCGCAC
Molecule: messenger RNA, 285 nt
Organism: Gongylonema pulchrum
Lineage: Eukaryota; Metazoa; Nematoda; Chromadorea; Rhabditida; Gongylonematidae
Source: the annotation of a GenBank genome assembly